ACGAUAGCUACUCAUUACCCAAAAACCAAUCAAGCAAAGCAGUCCAGUACUUAAAAGAGAAUGAGUGCAAUCGUGAGAAAGCUAUGGUGCUGUGGAGCAAAGAGCCUCCUUUCAGAGUCGGAGAGAUCAGUAGAUGUCCCAGAAGGCCACAUUAGAGUCUACGUUGGGAAAGACAUCCAAUUCCAAUGCAAGUUCCAGAUGGAAGCCAAUUACCUCAAUCAUCCUCUGUUUGAGGACCUGCUUCGUAUCUCCGAGGAAGAGUUUGGUUAUUCCUACGAUGGAGCACUCAGGAUUGCCUGUGAUAUCCACCUCUUCCAGUACCUUCUUCACCUGCUUAAGACCAGUAAUCCCUCUGCCCAUUACAUGCAACUUCCUGAUCUCAUUUCCAGUUUCCACAAUUCUACUAAACACCCUUUUUCUCUCGAUCCUACACAUUAAUUCCUUUUAAACCUUUGUAUGCAUACAUCUUUUAUAAUUUUGAUGACUCCCUGAUCCCCAUCUUUGUAUUCUUAUUUUUCAUUUUCUUCCAUUUUUCUGCUAUAUCCUUAGGAUCAUGAAGGCGGUAACUUCAGUUUAAUGGUAUGAUUUGAGUCACGAAAACAGACUCUUUACAAAUCCAUUUUCUUGUUCCUUUUUUUUUUUUUGGCUCACUGGGAUCAUGAGCUGCUACCCCAUAGACAUUACAUUAUUGUACUGCAUUGUAGCCCUGGAUUCUACAGGAUGAGCUAGUUUAAUUUCGAUGUCUAAAUCAUACAAUCGAAAUACUAAUGUAAACUCCUCAAGGAGAUGCAUUUUCAUAUACUCCUGAAUGUAUAUCUUCUUCUUCUUCUU
Molecule: messenger RNA, 831 nt
Organism: Hevea brasiliensis (rubber tree)
Lineage: Eukaryota; Viridiplantae; Streptophyta; Magnoliopsida; Malpighiales; Euphorbiaceae
Product: auxin-induced protein X15-like
Exons: 1
Coding region: 61-438 (125 amino acids)
Biological process (GO): response to auxin
Source: RefSeq, a predicted model, not a curated record